GUGAUAACAGUAGAAAACUGCGCCAAGAUUUUCAUCCAAUGAAAUUGAAGGAAGGUCGCAUCGUCUUGACGCAUCCAGUAUGGCGACAAACGAAAUAGAAACGUCUUUGCUUUCGGUUUCAAACAGUGUUGUUUGUUCAAUAUGUUUGAAAGAGGCAUCAAAGUACACCUGUCCUCGGUGUAAUGUGCGCUAUUGUUCCGUUGCCUGUUACCGUGGUGAGAAACAUUUAGCUUGCUCAGAAGCCUUCUACAAAAACUGUGUUUUGGAUGAACUGAAGGAUCUCAAAGCCAGCCCAGAAGAGAGGAAGCAAAUCCUGGAGAUGUUGGCAAGAACGGAGGAAGACUAUGGUGGGGCUGAUGAUGAUGAUGAAGAUGAAGAAGAUGACCUUGGGGAUAGGAUUGCUGGGCUAGAUUUAGACACAGAUUCAGAUGAAAUCUUUAGAAGGCUAUCUGAGAAGGAGAAACGAGAAUUCCAUGCCAUGGUGAGAGAUGGACGCCUGGCCAACCUGGUGAACAUCUGGACUCCCUGGUGGACAGUUAAGGACAGUAAAUUGGUGUCUGAGGUAGGAGAAGAAUCUCCCAAGUCCCCUGUCCCACCAGUACUGAGCUCCAUACCUGACAUACAUGGUUUAAUUAAGAACAAGAAGGCCUCCUCCGAUGUGAAAUACAAUGUUGUGAACGCUCUAUUUGCGUAUGCGUUUGUCUCGAGACUCCACAAUGGGGAGCACUUAGAGCUGGCUGUCGAGAGUGCCGAGGAUAUGCUCUCUGCAUCAGAUAUAUUGGGGUCUACCAAGAGUUGUACUGGUGUAGGGGAGGCAAUCCAUAUGUCACUGGCAGCUGUGAGCAAGUUUGAGAAGUUAAAAGAAAGAGGGAAUUCCCAAGAGUUCACUGUAUCUGUGAUAGAAGAUGUGGUGAAAAUCAUACAAGGCCCGAGCAAGCAAGACUCCUUGGCGUACCUCAUGUCUGCUUUGUCAGAUCUAGAAGCAGUUUUUCGUACGGCUAAAAGUCAGCUCUCAAAAGAGAUGAAAGACGGGCAGGCUGUCAUUAGGGACGCUAAUGCAAAAGAAUUAAAGAGUAAAUUUUUCUUGGCUGCAAAGAAGUGCUCUUUCUUCCUGAGUUGGUGUCAGAGAUUUGGAAUGUCAUUGCAAGGGUUAAUCAUUGAACUUGAACUGGAAUUUUGUUCUUUGAGCAGUGAAUUAGCUGAAGUGUCAGAGACUAAGAGCAAGUUUGAGGAGAGCUGGGGUGGUGCUAAACCUCAAGUGAAACCUGCUAGGCUAAUAGAAGAGAUAAGUUGAUAGAGAUGGAUACCCGAGGAAGUGAUACAGCUAGCAACAAAGGGUGUGGUGCCACUGUGCAUUACAGGAACGCAACUUGUUUUUGUAAAAUAAAAAACUUGGAUGUGAAUUAAAGUGAAAGACAGCGCCUGAUUAAUGUUAGUGUCCACUGAAAGACUACCAUACUAUGUAUUUUAAAGCGGCAUCAGAUAUUUUUUUAGACUUUUUUCAACCCAUUAAAGUUUAUUGACACAACUUCUUCAUGUCUCCAUUGUUGAGAGUGAGGUGACAUCAUGUUUACUCUAGCUCUCUAACAUCAAAGGUAUUUUCUGUGUAAUAGUCUACGCAGAAGCCUAUAGCAGAUGAAAGUUGUGGACUUCGACAAUGAAGUGAUAAAUAGCCGAGUGAUAAAUAGCCAUCUCAAAAAUAGGGCACACUGGAAGAAUAUUUCUUCCACUGCUUAAACUCUUGAUACA
Molecule: messenger RNA, 1749 nt
Organism: Liolophura sinensis
Lineage: Eukaryota; Metazoa; Mollusca; Polyplacophora; Chitonida; Chitonidae
Product: zinc finger HIT domain-containing protein 2-like
Exons: 11
Coding region: 80-1294 (404 amino acids)
Source: RefSeq, a predicted model, not a curated record